UCGCAAGAAAUGUGAGAAAUUUGUCGAUGUUUACAUCGAAUCAUAAAAUAAGUCAACGCGUUUUUAAUAUCGCUGAACAGUUGGAUUUUGCUUACUUAAUGCGAUGAUAUUUUCGUGAAGUGACAAAAGUAUUCGGUCACAACAUUGUGUUGUUAAUGAACUGGAGAAAAUUCACAAAAUCCUGAUUUUUGAAAUCGAAAGUAGACUUAUAAAUUGACGCCUGUGCCGCCCCCGGUCUCAUAGACGACUUCGAAAUAUCUCGAAAGGACGACAAAGGCAUAUGGUGGAAAGAAGCCGUCUCUGAAUAUUUUUGGCAAAUAUCUUACCAUCUUAAAAUUUGAAGCAACACCCAUCUCCACCUCUUCCGGCUCAUGACAUAACAUCAUAUAAAAUUCAACUCGAGCAUCUGAGCACAACCAACAUUCCAAGAUGGCAACACGCGAAAUGGACGUCAUCAAAAAGUUGCCGGGCUAUCGUGCUAUACUGAAGGCCGUUCUAAAGUCUCAGAUUCAGCAACUGAUCGAACAACUUGCAAGCGCCACCAAUGAGGAGUCAAUCAUCCUAACAGCCAGCGUGGCUGAUAAAACCCUGAGUCAUCUCGGCUCAGACUCGGCCAAAGGCUUCCUGGAAGAUCAUGAAGACUUCAAGUCCCAGUUCCUCGGCUACUGUUUACAAAGCCACCACAAAAAAAAGCAAGAGCAGAAACAAAAGGAUAGGGAGGAGGAAAUGCGGAAGGCACAAGUGGCCGCAGCCGCUACCUUAGCAUCGCAGCAACAACUAGCUCAAUCCAUUCAGUCCAUGGGUAACAUGGAUUACAUGCCCCCCAGGGGAUCAAUGCCUCGCUUCCAGGCCACAUCCCGAUCACCGCGGCAACAGUUUCGGCCUCCAGGGGGAGGAUUGCAACAUCAGCCAUAUCCAGUGACCCGCCCAAUCCGAGCAGCAGCCUCCCCAGUCAGAUCUCCACUGAAGUCACCCGCCAAGCUUGAUGGCCAGAUGAUCAACCUAGAGCCGGACGACGAAACCUCGAACCAAAGUGCAACUAGUCAGCCAUCUUCACCAUCCUCUCAUCAGAACAUAAAAUCUAAACCGGGAACCAACGACGCAAGCGCUGAAUCAUCCUCAUCACACAACGAGCAGAAGCAAAAAGGACUUAGCUUAAGUGCAGACUUGUCUAGUUUAGUGUCAGGCUAUAACAGUGAACAUGGUCCGGACGUCAGUGUUAAACUCGAAGCAAUAUCUGAAGCGGAAAUGGACUUUGAAAUCACUGGUGUAGAGCCUGGAAAACCUAUGCAAUCACAGGACUGGUGCGCUAAUGUUUCCAUGGGAAAGAACUUUGAUCCUACUGGUGAUACUGGUGCUACUGGUUCCCAGGCAGACAUGACAGGGCAGCAGGGAAACAACUGGCAUGUUUGUGAUCACUGCCAGAAGGCGUUCAAGUGCAUAUCUAAACUUGCUCGCCAUGUUCUAAUACACCAGGUAUACACACACUGCUAAUGUACCACAUGUGAGAACUACUAAAUACGGGCUCAGCUCAUUCCGCUCAGGAGCAGCCAGACUCUGACACUCCAUGCCAAAUUACAGGGAUGAAGACAACAACAAUCAGUUCCGGAGUUUGGUUGCAUCAUGGGGCGGGGUGGGCAUUACCUGUAGAUCCUGCUUUCAGCCAAGUUAAGCAUACUGUUUGCAUGUUUUGUUAUGUUUUCUUUGUGUUGCCUUUUUGCUUUGUCUGAGAAAUUUGCAUCUUGAUUUCUUUCAUUUGCUUUGUAAGGCUUUCAUUAUGAUGCCUUUUUAUACGCCCGUUCAAAACGGGACUUAUCAUAAGAUCACCCUUGGCGGGCGGUGGCGGGCGGCGUCCACAGUAGUGUCCGCUCUCUUAUUCAAAUAGUUUUCAUCCGAUCUUCACCAAACUUGGUCAUAAGUUGUAUCUAGACAAUAUCUAUAUAAAUUUCCAAUAUCGGUCAUGCCGGGUCAAAAACUAGGUCACGGUGUCAAUUAGUGCAUUUCUAGGAUUUAGCAUGGUUUCCGCUCUCUAAUUGAAGAAGUAUUCAUCAGAUCUUCACCACAUUUGGUCAGAAGUUGUGUCUAAAUGAUAUCUAGGUCAAAAACUAGGUCACGAGGUCACUUAGUGCAUUUCAAUCAUGUAGCAUUGUGUCCGUUCUCUAAUUGAAGUCGUUUUCAUCCGAUCUUCACCAAAUUUGGUUAGAAGUUGUGUCUAGAUUAAAACUAGGUUAGGUUCAAAUAUAGGUCAUGCCGGGUCAAAAAUAGAUCACAGUGUCACUUUUAAAACAAUCACAGUUGUGUCUUUUACCCUAGUCCGUUAGUUGUGAUAUCAUGCUACACUUGUUCCGCCGAUUUUCGUUCGUGCUUUCCACGAUUUUGAGGAAAAUGGCCGUCGGCAUAAUGUCCAAAACCUUCAAACGGUCGUAUCUUGUGACAGUUAAGCACUCUUGUUUGCUUUUGCUUUGUUUGAUCUAAACUGUAUGCAUUUAUAAUACUAGUGACACUACAAAAGUUAGUAUUUUUCGUACAUUUCAUUUAUAUCCUGUUUUAGUACUUUCUGUAUUAUGCACCUGUCUUGAAAAGACUAUGUGUGGGAUGUGCAUUAAUCAAUGCUUCUUUGUUCAUCAUUAGCCUUUUGAAUCUCUGAAACAGUGCUAGUUACACAUGCGGGAUAAUCAUUUCAGCAUUAGUAUUGUAUUAUUUUGCUUUUAUAAUAAUAUUUUAUUUUUAAUUCAUCAGUGUUGUAUUUUCUUGCUUUUAUUGUGUCAAAUUUGCUGAUCAGUUACCUUUAAAUCUGAUUUGAGGUGAUUAUUUCCUUUAAGCCCUUUUUAUUCUGUGACACUUUUGUGUUCCUUUUUCUCUUUCAGCAUUUUUACACCUGUUCUUUUUAUGGCAGGUUAGGCCCCUUCCUUGGGUAAAGAUCAGCAACUUUCACACAGCUCUUAAUUGUGAAUGUAUCGUACUGAUAUUAAAUUACCGCUUACAUUUUAAUAAUGUGCUAUAUGAAUACUCUUAAUUGUGCUUUUAGUGAGUUUUAUUAUAAUAACUAUUUCUUAUGUAUGCCAUGAAUUAAUUAUGUGAUGCAAUUUGCUACUGUUUGUUAGGUCGGUCAAAAGCUAUACAUAGCUAUUGUUAUAUACAUUUAUCUCAUAUAAAUAAAUUUUGAUUUUCCGUAAUUUACCACAUACACGACUAUCUUAACAUCUGUAAAAAUAAAAGAAUAACACGGUA
Molecule: messenger RNA, 3231 nt
Organism: Dreissena polymorpha
Lineage: Eukaryota; Metazoa; Mollusca; Bivalvia; Myida; Dreissenidae
Product: zinc finger protein 83-like
Exons: 3
Coding region: 430-1494 (354 amino acids)
Biological process (GO): regulation of transcription by RNA polymerase II
Molecular function (GO): DNA-binding transcription factor activity; RNA polymerase II cis-regulatory region sequence-specific DNA binding
Source: RefSeq, a predicted model, not a curated record